This is a messenger RNA of Moneuplotes crassus, 2232 nucleotides long. NCBI's taxonomy places the organism in Eukaryota, Ciliophora, Spirotrichea, Euplotida, Euplotidae. The record is from the annotation of a GenBank genome assembly.
UAAAAAUCAAAAAUUAUGGAACCUUACACUGACUCAAAGGGAGCAGGCAGUAACAACUCAAUUGAUUCACUAGAGAAUCCACCCAGCCAGCAACAGCAGUCCACAACGGUUGGCUCUCAGGACAUGUACAGCGAAUUUAUUGGCGCCAUCAAGGUUCGAGACGGCCUGUUCAUCGGUGACCAAUUGGCAGCCCAAGAUUAUGAAUUUGUUGUUACUAAUAAAGUCACACAUAUAAUUAAUACCUCAGGAUUACAGAUCAGGAACUACUGGGAAAGCAUUGGUGUAAAAUACCUCACAUUCGACUGGAUCGACCAAGACUGCCAGAUUAUUCUCGAUGCCAAAAACACUAAUGCUAAUUAAAAUUUAUAGUUUUAUCCAAGAAGCAGCCGAACAAGGAGAGAGCUGACUGGUCCACUCUGUUAGAGGCCAAAGCAGAGCUAGCACUGUAUUAGCAGCUUAUUUCAUGAAGAAAUAUAAAUGGUCAUUGUACAAAACAAUAGAAUUUUUGAAUAACAGAAGACCAGACUUAGAAAUAAGAGCUUCAUUUAUUAGACAAUUGAGUUAUUAUGAGAAAAGACUUCUUCAAGAAACUGGAGUCCAAUCUGAUGCCUGGACUGAACUUGCAAGCAAACCUCACCUUGAAAAUGAUGAGCUCAUUCUCACUCACACCUUUCUCAACGCUCAGAUGGGUCCAUUUGCUGAUUUUACUAGAAUUGCUUCAACAGAAGAGCUGAAUCCUAACUCAAAACUCAAAUGGAUUGAUGAGCGAGAGAGUAAGAAAGAUCUCCUAGUCACAAACGAGUCUAAAGAUGAUCUUAUCAACAAAGAAAGUGUACAAAAAGUAACUUCUCACUAUGAUAAACAAGCCGAGAAGUCUAUCAUUAAAGUUACAGCUGAAAAUACUUUCCUGAAUGAUCGCAUAGACACAGAAGAGGAUGACCUGUCUGACCAAAAGCCUCUACGAACAACUGAAAAAGAGGAUAAUAAACCAGAUAUUAAGGAGCAGUCCCAAGCUGAACCUGAAGAAAAGCAUAGUAAAUCUGUUGACUUGACCACACAAAACAAAGCUUUUGAUUAUAAAAGCAAGAAUAUCUCCGACAUUAAGCCCAAACAAGAGUCUGAUCAGUCUGACAGCUCCAGUAAGAAUCCUAAACACAAAGCUAGUAUCUCGGUUGAUAAAACCAAGAAAGAUUCUGAAGUUAAGACUCUAAAUUACAAAGGAAAGAAAUCUCGAGAGGCCACGCCUAAAGAGCCUCUAAAGCCGCCUAGCGCAAUCUCAAAAGUGUAUGAAGAAAUUCCAAACAGAGCACGGCCUUAUAUCAAGAAGGACUCUAUCAAACUCAAGAACAAGCCAAGGGCUUCUUCUGGAAAAAGGCCUAAAUCCAAGGAGACCAAGAAGCGCAGGAGGCCACGCAGCAAUGACGACCGCAAACUGAAGAACAGCUCCAUCGUGGGCUCUGUGCCAGGGAAGCGGACUGGGUCUCGAGGUGCAUCUGAGAAAUCGAACAAAGAGUUUCCGACCAAUGACACUAUCAAAAGAAGGAGCAUUGUCAAUAAAUUUGUGAACAACACGAUUCUGUACCAAGAACAACAAUCAAAAAUAGAUAGUCGGAAUAUUUAUAAAAACUCUUAUAAAAACAACCCGAAUUGGAACUCUGCUUCUCUGAAUCUAAAGAAAUACGUCAAGAAGGAUUUGACUCUCAGACAACCAACUAAGAAGAAGACCAAGAAUAAUAAAUCGCAAGCUUCAAAAUUGCCUAGUGUUGACAAGCAGUUGAGAACAUUUAUCAAUCAUGACCCAAAGAUGCUAGUGAACUCGUACUUUCCAAACGAUUCGGACUUUUCCAAGUCAUUUGGUUCAUCUCUGUAUAAUCCGACCAAUACUUCAAUUCCUAGUGGGAAGAAGUUAGCUGCUUUGAAGAAUAAUUUAAUAAUGAAUAAUACGUAUACAAGGAAGAGCACCGGAAGUUCUGUGACUAAAUCUAAGAAGUAUCAAACUUUAAAAACUAUCAUGAAGCCUCAAUCUAAACCAGAAGUUGUGCCUAAGAAGAGAUCUAUGUCCCCUGGCACAAAGGUAAACCUCAAAUUUUCAGCUAGUCAUGCAAUUAAGUUGGCCCAAAAUAAGCCGAGGGCAGGGUCAAAGAAGAAAACCAUGAGGUCUCCUGGCAUUAUUGGAAAAUUUUAAUAAAAGCAGUUUAUGUCAAAAACGGCUUUAUUUAACUUAAAUCUACU